Molecule: messenger RNA, 1998 nt
Organism: Ixodes scapularis (black-legged tick)
Lineage: Eukaryota; Metazoa; Arthropoda; Arachnida; Ixodida; Ixodidae
Product: piggyBac transposable element-derived protein 3
Exons: 2
Coding region: 89-1702 (537 amino acids)
Source: RefSeq, a predicted model, not a curated record
UGUAUCGCUGAUGAUACAUAUUUCCCAAGUUUUCGCGUAUUUGUAGUUCAAGUAUUGCCCACGAGGGGGCUUCACGGCGUAUUUGAAAAUGGCGGAGCCGAGCUGCAGCGGUAUGGCGAUUAGAACGCGGACGUUCUACGGCCGAUCUUCAAAAAAUAAAGCCCAGUCACCCCGAGACAUUCUCAGCUGCAUGCCAUCGGGCGACGAGAGUGACUUUGGAGAUUUGAGUGACGAUGGUGACACAGAAUACAUUUUAGACACUAGAAGUACCCCUCCUGAUCCUGCCGAGCCUUCUGGAGAUGACUCUUCCGAUGAUGAAAUGGACUCUAGCAGCGGCUCACACUGCGGCACAGGCUCCAUUGACAGAGGCCAUUGGAGGAGGAACCUGCUGGACUGUGCCAUUCCAACGUUCAGCGAAGCUUUUACCAUGCCAGUGACGAUUGAACCAGCUCUGACCUACUUCCGGAAGUUUAUAAGUACGGAAAUCAUCACAUCCCUCGCUGAAGAGACUAACCUGUACAGUACUCAGUCUACUGGACAUUCACUGAACGUCACAGAAGCUGAACUGGAGCAAUACAUCGGGAUAUACCUGAUGAUGGGACUUGUGCAAAUGCCCAGUGUGCGAUGUUACUGGGAAAAUGGGACGAGGUUUCCCGUGGUCGCUGAUGUGAUGCCACGGAACAGAUUUGAGAAGCUGAUGAGACUGAUACACUUCACUGACAACCAUCAAGCCACAGAAGACACAAAACGUGACAAAGCUUGGAAAAUUCGAACGUGGUUAAAUUCACUACAAGAAAACCUCCAGUCAGUCGAGCAAGAACUGAACAGUGUGGACGAAAUGAUGAUUUCCUUCACUGGGAGGUGCCCUAUGAAGCAAUACAUGCCCGCGAAACCCAACCCCUGGGGCAUAAAGCUUUGGGGUCGCGCUGGCUCGUCUGGUUUUUUGUAUCAGUUCGACGUCUACCAAGGCCAAGCGAAACAACACUACCUGUUUGGGUUGGGUGGUGACGUCACGCUUAGGAUGUGCGAGUUUCUUCCACAGCAGAAGGGUUUCAAAAUAGCUGCCGACAAUUACUUCACCAGCUUAGAUCUUGCGACUGAGUUGUCGAAGAGAGGUCUGGGGUUCGUAGGAACGAUCAGAAGAAAUCGGCUAAAGGACUGCCGACUAAAGUCAGAAAACGACCUGAAAAAGGAGGGACGUGGUGCGUUCGAUUAUGCGGUCGACAAUCUAAAGAAUAUAGCGGUUGUAAGGUGGUAUGAUAAUAGAGCCGUGACACUUGUCUCCAACUAUGUGUCCGCUGAACCAGUCGGAACUGUGCGAAGGUGGGACAAGAAAGAAAAGAAGUUCAUCCAAGUUCCACAGCCAGGAAUUGUAGCGACAUACAACCGCUUCAUGGGAGGUGUGAAUCUCCUCAACUACUUGAUUGAACUUUACAAGUUCCCCAUAAAGUCUCGCAGAUAUACCAUCUGCGAGACUUUACCUAUUUUAUCACAGCCUGAUGAUUGCUACAGUGAAUGCUUGGCUUCUGUACCGGCGUCACUGCUCCCAGUUGAACGAGAAGCCUGUCAACCUCCGGCGAUUUCAGGCAAGCAUCGCGGAGUCCCUUAUCGCGGUGGGAAAGAAACCAGUCAAGCGGCCAACAUCUUCAGUGACUCAGCCUGUGAAGAAGCGCAAAGUCGGUGGAAGUGCUCCCCAGGAUGAUGUGCGACUGGAUGGUGUCGGUCACAUGCCCAUCUGGGGCAGCAGCAGGCUGCGAUGCAAGUCUUGUCCGCCAGCACAGAACAGCUUUUCCUACACCUACUGUUGCAAGUGUAACGUAAACCUAUGCUACACAAAAGAUCGUAAUUGCUUUGUUGCCUACCACAUGUGAAAAUGCCAUUAUUGUUUUGGGAGUAAUGCCCACAGUAUCAUUGAUGAUACGAGCUGUAUCAUGGGAAAAUAAUGUGCAAAUAAAAUAAAAAUUGCUUUCGGUGAAACUGGGCACGUAUUUUGAGCAU